This is a messenger RNA of Malaclemys terrapin pileata, 2081 nucleotides long. It is a transcript of the gene PRPS2, whose product is annotated as phosphoribosyl pyrophosphate synthetase 2. Gene Ontology annotation, molecular function: magnesium ion binding; ribose phosphate diphosphokinase activity. Bases 89 to 1045 code for a protein of 318 amino acids. NCBI's taxonomy places the organism in Eukaryota, Metazoa, Chordata, Testudines, Emydidae. The transcript is spliced from 7 exons. The record is from RefSeq and is a predicted model, not a curated record. Gene Ontology annotation, cellular component: ribose phosphate diphosphokinase complex; cytoplasm. Gene Ontology annotation, biological process: purine nucleotide biosynthetic process; 5-phosphoribose 1-diphosphate biosynthetic process; ribonucleoside monophosphate biosynthetic process.
UGACCCGGAGCCCGCGCGCGCUCCCGCGCUCUCUCUCUUUCCGCCUCUGCUGCGGAGCCUCAGCUCGAGCUCUGCCGCCGCCGCGGCCAUGCCCAACAUCGUGCUCUUCAGCGGCAGCUCGCACCAGGACCUGUCCCAGCGCGUGGCCGAGCGGCUGGGCCUGGAGCUGGGCAAGGUGGUGACCAAGAAAUUCAGCAACCAGGAAACCAGUGUAGAGAUUGGUGAAAGUGUGAGAGGGGAAGAUGUGUAUAUCAUCCAGAGUGGCUGUGGAGAAAUCAAUGAUAACUUGAUGGAACUUCUAAUAAUGAUCAAUGCUUGCAAGAUUGCAUCAUCAUCCAGAGUGACUGCAGUAAUUCCAUGUUUUCCAUAUGCCAGGCAAGAUAAGAAAGACAAGAGUCGUGCUCCAAUCUCUGCAAAACUUGUUGCCAAUAUGCUAUCAGUUGCUGGGGCUGACCACAUCAUCACCAUGGAUUUGCAUGCUUCUCAGAUACAGGGUUUCUUUGAUAUUCCAGUGGACAACUUGUAUGCAGAACCUGCAGUGUUGCAAUGGAUUAAAGAGAAUAUUUUGGAAUGGAGAAACUGUAUCAUAGUCUCACCUGAUGCAGGUGGAGCAAAAAGGGUUACUUCAAUCGCAGAUAGACUGAAUGUUGAAUUUGCUCUGAUUCACAAGGAAAGAAAGAAAGCUAACGAAGUGGACAGAAUGGUCUUGGUUGGUGAUGUGAAAGAUAGGAUAGCUAUUCUUGUCGAUGACAUGGCUGACACAUGUGGCACAGUAUGUCAUGCAGCAGACAAGUUAGUGUCUGCUGGAGCCACUAAAGUUUAUGCUAUUCUGACUCAUGGGAUCUUCUCUGGCCCUGCUAUUUCUCGAAUCAAUAAUGCUGCAUUUGAGGCUGUUGUAGUAACUAACACAAUCCCACAGGAUGAGAAAAUGAAAAAUUGUCCCAAGAUUCAGGUUAUUGACAUUUCCAUGAUUCUGGCUGAGGCAAUCCGAAGAACACACAAUGGCGAAUCUGUGUCCUACCUGUUCAGCCAUGUUCCACUAUAACUGCAAGAGAUUAGUGUUUUCCUGUUGGUUGUGUCCACCAGCACUGUCAACCUUUUUAAAUAAUGCGACUCAAUGAUGAGAUGACUCUCUUGGUAAAAAGCUUCAGCUCUUGCAUACUUAAAGAUGUUUUCGUUUUCUAAUUAAUCUUUGUUCAUUGUAAAUGGGUAAUACAGCUCCAUUUUGCAAAAUCUCUUAUGAAUACACUUAAGGAUUUUGAAGGGGAGGCUUCAAUACUUACCUGUGACUAUUCCUACAGGUAACUUUUUGAUUCUGUAUUUGUCUGUAGCGAGAGGGUCAAUACCAUUUCAAAACUUUUUAUAUUUGUGGGGCUGCCAAAGGUAGCCCAAUUUUAAAAUAUUUCAUAUUUAGUUUAUAUUUAAUAAUAAGUUGGAUGGGCAAUGCGGUAGUUCUCCUGCUGUGUAAUAUUGAACCUUGUCUAGGCUGUUAACUAAACAUUGGAAUAAGCGAUCAAAUGUGUAUUCCCUUAACAGUUAAAUAUUUUUUUACUUGGCAGAAAUUCUGUGGUAGCUUGAUGCCCACCUACUUCAUAUACCUCACGAUUAAAAAUUGCUGGGCAAAUUCACUUUUUGUGGGGUCAGCAUAACUGUAGAUUAGAGAUUAGUUGCUUGUGUUCUCUUCCUACUAAACUACUGCCUCAAAUGUCUAAUCUCUAAAGCUGGGACCACAGCCACCACUUUUCUGCAUAGGGUAGUUAAUAGAAUUUGUACUUUCAGAAGAUUAUGCUUCAUUUAGAACUAAAUGUGUCAAUUAUAGGCAUCUUGUAUCUAUACAUUAGUCUUUCAAGUAACUUACUAAAGUUUGUUGAACUUUAUUUACAUCUUCAGUUUUAACCAUGAGUCUGUCACUUUGUAGGUCGUUUAAACAAAAUUUGAGACUUCCAUAACAAAAUUAAAGUGAACUAUUGACACAGUAUUCAGUGGGCUACAUUUUGGAGCAUAUGAAAUUCCGAAGUUCAAACAGUGAUUGUGUAUGUGUGUAAAAUGGGUUCUUUUUUUUUUUUUUUUUUUUUUUCCCC